This is a messenger RNA of Suillus bovinus, 1297 nucleotides long. RefSeq lists its product as uncharacterized. Bases 167 to 1297 code for a protein of 376 amino acids. The record is from RefSeq and is a predicted model, not a curated record. NCBI's taxonomy places the organism in Eukaryota, Fungi, Basidiomycota, Agaricomycetes, Boletales, Suillaceae. The transcript is spliced from 4 exons.
AUCGCUUUUGCUUCGACUUUCCCAAGCAAUGUGAGGUUGAAGGUCACGCGAGUGGGGGUGACAGAGUGAGCCCAUUAUGAUAGAGACAUCACUUUCAAUUCAGCCACUAGCGAAGUUCUCUCAACACCAUAUCAACGUUCCUGAUCAAAGACUGUGACUAUUACCGAUGAUAGAACCAAAGGUAGACCCUGCGUCACUUUCGAUCUUUCCCGCGACGCAUGCUCAGCUUGAAGAGUCAUGGUGUCGCACUUGGCCGCUAUGGGGUGGCACUCUGAACCACACAGAGUACCUUACGCGAGAGGCUGAGAUGGAAUCUAUGGAUCACGCAAAGGAUGGAAAGUUCAUCACCUGGGUGCUGGCGCCACGGGACGAUCCAACCACUCUUGAUUUCAUGUGUUCCUGUGAGACAUUUAAACGCUCGGGUCUCGUCGCUUAUCCUUCCUCUUCUAUAUCCGAGCCCAACUCAGUGCACGAAGUAACCUGUUAUGCCGUUGCAAGUGUCUUCACCCCACCUUCAAAGCGCGGGCCCUCUUACAUUGGGAUUAUUGCGCCGCGUGUCAAUCUCCCCAAGUUCCCAGAGGCAUGGGGCGCACCACCGCAACAGGUAGCAGAAGCUAGCGAGGGAUUGUUCUCUUGCUUGUACAGUGAUGUCGGAGAAUGUUUUUACCGCUCGGCAGGCCCUGGGGGAAAAGAGGAUGGAUGGGAGACGCGGGGAGCCGUUUCGACUAUUUGGGACGUGGGCAUAGAGGAGGGGGAUGACGAUGGAUGGACGUGGUUGACGCAGGAGCAGCUGAACGGGCUUUGGGAUCGCGAUGCUGAGCGAAUCAAGAAAAACCUGGCGAACAUAUUGACAAGUGAUACUUCAUACGAGGUGGAGCGCCCGACAGCAUUUGUGACGUAUUUGCCAACAAACGGUGUCUGCGGGUUCCACAUCCCACGUUCAACAUACGCCUCGAAUGUUUCUAUGGCAGGCGGAUUCUGGGGUAUACAGUCCUUGAACGACCCAGACACAUAUGCAUGCUGGAGCAUAGACCUGAGACCUCCCCCGCCAACGUUAAUCAUUACGCGACUCUGUGCCAGUGAAGAGACCUUCCCUGGGCUAAUUGCGAAGAUCAGACAGGCGGCUAGACGAAGCGGAAUUGGGAAAGUAGAGGUAUGGAAGUUGGGAGAACGAUUAAGGGACAUUGCGGAGAGGACAGGUGGGCAGACAGUCAUACGAAACGAACAUAUACCACAGAUGAUGUGGUAUGGACCCGGAACAACGGGAAAUAUAGAGUGGGUGUAUAACGAAAAGUGA